CACCAAACGUGUGGGACGCAGAGACGUCAACGUUUGCUGCUUACAAAAUAUUUAUUUAGUAGAAUUUAUCAGGAAAACUAUCACGUAGUAUUUAUAGUAUUAAUAAUAGUAAGUGAAUAGAUUAUAUUCACUUCUUAACAUCGGGAUAUAAAUACAUUUAAGUGGUUUAAAAGACCAGACAAGCAUGAGUUUAUUGCCUCGCACCGCUGAGGAGUUCAGCUCAGCGGACUACUGGGAUCGAUUUUUCCGUAAAAGAGGAGAAAAGGCUUUCGAGUGGUAUGGAGACUAUAACUCACUCUGCGGAAUACUGCAUAAAUACAUUAAACCUCGUGAUAAGGUGUUGGUGGUGGGUUGCGGUAACUCUGAGCUAAGUGAACAGCUAUAUGAUGUUGGCUACCAUCAGCUAACCAACAUUGACAUCAGCGAGACUGUGGUCUCUCACAUGAUCCAGCGGAACACAGAGCGACGUCCCGAUCUGACCUUCCAGCAGGUGGAUGCCACUGAGACAGGCUUUGAAAAUGGGAGCUUUCAGGCAGCCCUGGAUAAGGGCACACUUGAUGCCAUGGCUUCAGAGGAGGAAGGUGCUCUUGCUGGCAGAAUGCUGGCAGAAGUUGGCAGAGUUUUAGCUGUGGGGGGCCGAUAUGUGUGCAUAACUUUAGCACAGGAACAUGUUAUUAAAUUGGCCGUGGAACAUUUUGCCCAGGGUUGGGCUGUACGAAUCCACUGCUUGAGUGGACAAACAGAGGACUCUGAUUCUUCUUUUGCCCUCCCUGUUUUUGUUCUUGUAUGUACCAAAUUUCGCCAAGCACCUCCGUUUGCAGUGCUGGAAUUGUGUGAGGGUGAGGAUGGAGCUCCCACUAGGCUUGCAUCAGUGCCUGAUUUGUUGUCUGCUGUGAAGGAGAGGCAGGCUUACAAUCUGAUGCUGCAUAAGCUCAGAGGUGGAACAGACGCUAGCAGCACGCCUUCCCUCACAUUGUGCCGUGCAGCCACCGGUCGCCCACGAUACACUCUGACUGUGCAGGACAGCUUGCUUUCUGCCAAGCUACCGCGGAGUAAUCACUUUGCCAUCUUUAUUGUUCCUCAGGGCCGUGAGUCUGAUUGGUUAUAUGGCUCAGCUGAAGGCCGGGCUCAGUUAGCAUCCAGCGCAAAAUUCAAGCGGUUGGUCAUUGUGGCAAUGCAUAGAGAUCAGGAAUACGAGGACAUGCAGGCUGUCCAAUCAGAGCUCUCUCCGAUGGUGAUGGAACUCGCUCCUCCUGGAAUGCCAGCCAAUCAACAGGUGCCAUUCCUGUCUGUAGGAGGUGAUCUGGGGUGGAGAGAAGUCGUUGGGCGAGGGGUCAGUGCUUUGACUGGAGAAUACUCUGUGGAAGAUGUCAGAGGAGAGGAUGGUCACCUUUAUCGCAGGCUGGUCUUUAUGAACAAUUCCCAGCUUGUGCAGUCAGAGAGUAGACUCCAGAUUACUGCCACAGCUUCUGCUAAUAAAAAUAAGAACAGGAAAAAGUCCAAGGCCUCUGUUUCUGAGGCCCCUGCUGUAACGGGCGCUAAAACCCGCAGUGUGGACAGAGGUUUUCUCUGCUGUACACAUCAUGAAGUCAUGGUCGCAGGUUUAGCAAUGCUAGGAACGGAUGCAUUCAGUAAUAAGGAUCACCCAGUGUCCGUGUUACUGGUGGGACUGGGUGGCGGUGGCCUGCCCCAGUUUGUGCAUGACUUUGUGCCUUGUGCACGAGUGGAGGUGGUGGAACUGGACCCAGCCGUGCUUGAGGUGGCUCAGACCUGGUUUGGAUUUCAGACGGAUGAGAGGCUGAAGGUUAUACUGGGAGAUGGACUGGAGCACAUUACAAUGCUGGAGAGUAAAGGAGGCCAUUCAUUUGAUGUUGUCAUGUUUGACUUUGACAGCAAAGACACCACCCUGGGCAUGAGCUGCCCUCCACCAGCCUUUGUAGAAACUUUACUACUAAAAAAAGUUUACAACUUGCUAACACCUCGAGGGCUGUUUAUGCUUAACCUUGUGUGUCGUGACUCGUCUCUCAGGAAGUCUGUGCUUGAGCGCGUUCAGGCCAUUUUCCCACGUGUGUUCUCUCGAGGAAUUGAGGGUGAAGUCAAUGAGGUGCUUCUGUGUUGCAGAAGUGCAGGGGAAGGGCACAAACCUCACACUGUUCCACACACAUUACAACAGACAGCAAAUGACCUACAGAAGACACUACGUAAUAAAAACCAGACUGCAACUUGUGUCCCUCAAAUAGACAUUACUGCCAUGUUAAAUGAUCUAAAGGUCAUCUAAACAUUGAUUGUUGUGGAGAGUAGGGCUUUAUGUAAGUGUCAAAUUAUCAAAAUUCAUUUUUAUUAUACAAAGAAAAGGUUUGUAAACAACAGGAAUUAAAUUAUGAUUAGAAAAUGUAAAUAUUCUGAUUUUUUUGUCCCAAGCUUGCAGAAUGAUAAUAAAAGAAUCAACAUAAAAGUAGUUUAUCAGCAGGGUCCUUCCAGCCCUUUGGAAGAAAACGCAGAAUUUCUACAUCAGAUGUUGAGGUGUCAUAACAAAAACAUGCAGAAUUGUACAUUAGGAAAUUACAUUUUAUUCUACUUAGUAAGAUGUUUAGAUAAUAGCAGUAAGUCCCUGCCUAUGUCAGUAAGCAUUUAAGCUUUCUUUAUUUGUAAACAAUCUUCACAUUGCCAGCAAUGAUGAUGGUGAUGAUAAUGACUGUGUUUGGCUUCAAAGUAUUGCUGGUGUUUCAUAUGUGUAUGGUGUCAGUGUGCUGGAAAUCAAUCAUCAAUGAAUAGAAAUAUUGUGACACUGCCUUUACUUUCAUCAAUAAAUAAAGUUAUUUGUUUUGAAACUGUAAAAUAACAAUCCACCCCAUUGCUGUUUUAUUUAUUCUAAGAUGUGCAAUAUUAUAUAUCAUGUUCUUAUUUUUUUUAAUCAAUUUUUCUUAAUGAUUGAAUGAUUACUAGCUGGCAACCCAGUGAGCGUGCAGUGUUAUUUUUACUUGUUGAGUCCACUGUACUAAAAUGAAUAUGGAUGUACCACAUUACUAAACACUGCCCCCUACAUUUAAAUGAAUUAGUUUAUAAAUAAAAUCUGAACAUGCAUUUAAUUUAGUUUUGAAACGUUCUUUUUCAUUAUCAUAUUAUAAUCCGUGGAGGUUUCUGUCUUUUCAAAGUGACGUAAAAAUAGCGUGAAUGGGUUGAAAUAAAUGGUUUGUACUGCUGAUAAGUGAGAAUGUCACAACAUUAAAAAGCA
Molecule: messenger RNA, 3235 nt
Organism: Triplophysa rosa
Lineage: Eukaryota; Metazoa; Chordata; Actinopteri; Cypriniformes; Nemacheilidae
Gene: mettl13
Product: methyltransferase 13, eEF1A lysine and N-terminal methyltransferase
Exons: 8
Coding region: 185-2278 (697 amino acids)
Source: RefSeq, a predicted model, not a curated record